Messenger RNA from Leptosia nina, 1941 nucleotides. The record is from the annotation of a GenBank genome assembly. Lineage: Eukaryota; Metazoa; Arthropoda; Insecta; Lepidoptera; Pieridae.
AUGGCUUUUAACUUCGAUAGUGGACAGUUCAAUAAAGAAUCGACGCCGAAACGUCUGGGCAACUGGGAAGUCCCUCGCUGGGCGCCCACGCGAGCUCGCCCCCUCGAAAUGCGUCCAGACCCGAAACCAAUUUGCGACAUCAACGGACACUUCUUGCCUGGCGCCCCAAGGGGAUCGUCGAGAUGCUUCGGACAUUACACCGGCACAUGGGACCUGCCUAAGAAAAUUACGAGGAAAGUGGCUGAAGAAUUGGCCAAGGAACCGCCGGAUGGCAGAUUUCCGGAUUGGCUUAAUCUCCGAGUUCAGAGGCCCAAAGCAGCUGCCAAGGCCACGCGCGUGCGCGGUGCGAAGCGCGAAAAGGCCCUAGAGACCAUAGACAAGGAUGAUCAGUCGUUCAAAGAUAUAGGUACAGCUGGAAAGCAAGUAGAUGAAAAUAUUCAGAGUGAUGAUAAGGAAGAAAAUGGUGAUCCAUUAGACUUGAAUAAAAGGUUGGAGCCAGUAGACAGCGAAGGCCACGGCCCCUAUAUCCCAGGCUCCGCCACAGAACCAGAUAAGAGACACGAAAGCUACGAUCUAUUAGUAAAAGACGCAGUGGAACAACUCCACGGGCCACAAGAGAAACAAACGGAUAAAUUCUGGCGAAAAGUCGCCGAAACCGCAAGGAACAAUGAACAAAACACCGUUAAUAUGAAAUACGCGAAGAAAAGUGAAACCCCGAAAUUACCGUACGUUAAUGUAUCGCAACAUUUCAAUUUCGCUAAGAGUAUGCACGCUGGCAAUUUAGAACACCAACCAUUACCGGAUACUUUGGGAUACAGGCAUUUAACUAAAGUUGGCGAACACAGAGAUUCAGAUAUCGUGGUCAAACCGUACGCGAUAGGUUGGAAAGGUUACGGCGCAUCUGGUCCCACGUGCUGUACAAAAAUGCGCGUGCAUAGACCAAAGACCUGUGAUCCCAAGAAAUCGGAAGUCGAAACAGAGAGCCGCCAGCAAAGACCAGCUACGUCCGAUUUGGGAGGGCAAUACAAGAAGCCGUUGUCACUCAUGGACUUGGCCAUCUGUUGGGAUUUCAAAACGGACGAUCCCAGGCGGGAGCCAAAGGCACCUAAGCAUAUAGAUGGAUCUAACGGAUCAAUGGCACCGGCAGUAUUCACCAUGGUGCACACACCUAAAGAAGAAAUAGAUAUCGUAACGGGUCAUUCUCAACCCAUAUUUAAUCAAAAUCGCAACGGUCAUGACAUAGGACGACACAGCGUACCGCAUUUUGAAAAGGACAUGAGCAAAGAGAAGAGGAAGGACGUCUGCGAUGUGCAAAACUGUCCUCAGCACAUUGAACGUAGAUCCAAAUCGUCCAGCAGGAAGAGCUCAGCGGAAUCGAAGAAGUGUGACGGUGUCAAUGGUUGCGGGACUCCGACGGAUUCCAAUAGAAAUUCCAGUCGUGAUUCUUCCAAAUCUCACAAACUCCAGGGUAUAAAAGAGGCUUGGAUUAAUCGCAAUAAUAGCUUAGAAUCAUACGAUAAAACACCUCUAGCGCGGGGCAAACUCCACCAGAGUUCUCCAAACGAAUCGCAACUGUCUCGCUCGCCGAAUGACAGUGAAAACAACAACAGACACAAACAUUGCUAUUCUUGUGGUGGCGACAAAGCACCGAAGGAGGUAAAGCAGAGGGAAGAUUACAAAUUCGCGUUCAAGGCUGGCAACCCCAAUUCGAUUCAGAGCGGGAGUACGAACGAUUCCAAGGGCGUCAAGAUGCCAAAAAUGCGACACCCGUACACAAAAAAGUCUUAUACGAUACCGACUUUGGCCCCGCCGUUCAGUAUUUGGCGGGACGCGAACGCGACAGGCUAUCCGGAACAUUGGCGGCUUGCUAGUGUGUAUCAACACGCUUAUAAGCCACCGGAUCAAAGACGAAAACCUCUUAUAAAUAGUGUUUACCAGUAG